AUGCCUUCCGCCGCGCUGCAAUCAAGGAUCAAAGCUUUCGAGGCUCUCGCCGACCAGCGUCCUUCUCAAACGACGACAAAACCUUCGUUUGUCGUUUUAAAGGCAAAAUAUCCUCCUUCAUCUAAUACUAGUCACCUCCUGGAGUCACCUAUCUCACCUACCUCAGACUCAAUCCCACCAAUUGCUCCAUUUACACCGUCAAAGUCUUUGAGCAGGUCACCGUCACCGUCGCCUCCAAAUCUAGGUCGUAGAACUUCAUUAAUUGACUUAAAAGACUGGAUUGUAGAUGAUGGACCAAACGGGGCACCGUCCGGCGUCUCACACUACAAUGGCAGGCAUCUGAAAGGCUUUCCAGAUAUCAGAAGAACGCCCCCACAGGUUCCCCAUAAACCUGCUGCUGCUCGUUUAGCACCAAUGUCUUCAGCACCACUCAUCAACUUGGAAUCCCCUCCUAAGUCACGUCCGCCCCUCCCACCACGUAAACCUUCAUAUACAUCGACAGACUCUUCACCUUCAAUUUCAAAUUCUGCUAUCUCUGACAGCAGUGCUACUCUACGACCCCCAGGGCACUCAGAGUCACUCACUGUAGAGCACACUUACCCCCCUCCCCGUCCACAUGCUUUUGGCUCAGCCCGCGCAAGCCACGCGCCCGCUUCUUCCAUUUCAUCAUUUCAUUCCGUAUCUCUUUCUGAUGGAAGCGACCUGAAACCCAUGAGCUCAAGACUGUCCGUACAGUCAUCGCUUGUGACAAAUGGUGAUAACGAUGGCAGCGUGGACGGGGACAUCGCGAGCAUCGCUGACUCAUUUGAGAAUGUGUCUGUGACUUCCGCGAUAAGUCCUACCACCAACAUCCCUUUUGAUUGGGGGAAGGCCGUUAGUAACGGCAACGGCAUACCUAGGCCCGAGCCUCCAAAAUUACCUCAGCGACCAGGUACAAAACUUCCCUUGUCGCCCCCCGUUUCGAGAUCAGUGUCAACAUCGUCAUCUAUAACGCCCACCACUCACCGACCCCGACCUCCACCUCCACCACCUCAAUCACGCACUAAACUUCCUUCCCGCACAUCACCUGCAUCCACCUCUGCAUCCACCUCCGAUCGCUCGUCCAUCCUAAGCAACGCAACCACCGCCUCCCUGACAAGCAUAAGUACCACAAGCAUAAGUACCCGAAAUAGCGGGCAGUUGACACAUAAAGCUUCAUUACUCCUGCGACCCACGCCAGUCCCGCCUGCUGCACGGACACGCUAUGAAGCCUUAUUUGUUGCGACUGUGAUCAGUCGACGGAAAGCUGCCAAGAAAGCCAAGCUGAAGUCCCCACCAUCAUCUACAUUGUCAGUCAAGAAGAGCAGACAAGCUGCUGGCUGGAGAGGGCUUUCAGUCGACCUGAUCACCAACCCGGAGGAUCAUCCUUUACUACCCUUGAAGGAUGCAGAAAGCGAGAAUGACGACGAUACAGAUCUAGCCCCAGUUAGACCUGAAGAGAGACUAGGCGGCCGAAUAGUGAAGCUCGUUUGGAAUGCUUCAAAACUUGACCGCGGCAAACUCCGGGACAUAUGGAAUGACUGUGAUUCGUCCUCGACCGGCUUUCUUGACCGUGAAGCAUUCGUCAAGGGAAUGUGGCGAAUCGACGAAGAGCUCCGGAGAGCCCAGCUGACUAGACGGACGUCUGCACUCAGCGCCGCUUCGUCGCAACGCAUUCCCCACCGCCCGAAGAAUGCGAGCAAUCCAAGAUUGUUAUUGCAAUAG
Suillus discolor is the source of this 1743-nucleotide messenger RNA. RefSeq lists its product as uncharacterized. Lineage: Eukaryota; Fungi; Basidiomycota; Agaricomycetes; Boletales; Suillaceae. The coding region runs from base 1 to 1743 and encodes 580 amino acids. The record is from RefSeq and is a predicted model, not a curated record. The transcript is spliced from 2 exons.